GUUGGAAUAGGAAACUGGCGACCAAGGGUCUACAAUGGUCAAUUGGUUGGGCCCACCAUACGUGUUUCCCCAGGAGACACUCUUCGCAUCGUUAUUAUCAACAAGUUGAGCCCCCCUGAAGGAGCAUGGCACAACAAUCAUCUGGGAAGGUAUUUAUCGAUUCAGUUGAAUGCCACAAACUUACACCUCCAUGGUUUACAUAUAUCCCCAUUAGAAGACGACGUAUUGGUAUCAUGUCGACCAGGCGAGAAUUUAACCUAUCUCUACCACAUCCAUCAAGAUCACGCGCACGGCACCUAUAUGUAUCACGCUCACCUCCAUGGGAGUACAUCUAUACAAGUUAGUCAGGGCCUCGCCGGAGCUCUCAUCGUAGGCCCAAC
Messenger RNA from Perkinsus marinus ATCC 50983, 380 nucleotides. RefSeq lists its product as hypothetical. NCBI's taxonomy places the organism in Eukaryota, Perkinsozoa, Perkinsida, Perkinsidae. Gene Ontology annotation, molecular function: oxidoreductase activity; copper ion binding. The transcript has 3 exons. The annotation marks the transcript as partial. The record is from RefSeq and is a predicted model, not a curated record.